Molecule: messenger RNA, 6461 nt
Organism: Ictalurus punctatus (channel catfish)
Lineage: Eukaryota; Metazoa; Chordata; Actinopteri; Siluriformes; Ictaluridae
Gene: nradd
Product: neurotrophin receptor associated death domain
Exons: 6
Coding region: 338-1570 (410 amino acids)
Biological process (GO): Rho protein signal transduction
Cellular component (GO): cell surface; plasma membrane
Molecular function (GO): coreceptor activity; death receptor activity; nerve growth factor binding
Source: RefSeq, a predicted model, not a curated record
UACAGAUUGCGGUAUUGUGAUGGAAGUACGCGAGGAGCGGAGUGUGUCCAAGUCGUAUUAUCAGGGAAACAAACUAAAUCCCAACAGGAAACGAAACUGGGAUUAUUCCUUAUUCAUGUAUCCAUGUUUAUAGAGUACAGUGUUUACAGAAAUAGUCUAGGCAGUCUCCUGGUAGCGUCUGUGUUCGUUAUCGCGCGCACGGAGAGCUCCAACUGCUCUUUUCAGUAGUGUGCGCGCGCGCACACACACACACACACACACACACACACACUAGCGAGCUUCCACAGCCCUGACCCACACUCCGCGGUUCCUGCGAGCCUGAGAGCAGAAGUGAGAGAUGAAGUUUGUCGCUGCAGUUCUCAGCCUUUCCCUCCACAUCACAGCCCUGAAGGUGAAGGUGGUGGAAGGUGAUGUGUGUGCUAGCGGGAAGUUUACAUCCUCGGGUGAGUGCUGCAGUCUGUGUCCUCGGGGAAUGGGAGUGGCGUCCAAUUGUGAACUAGAAGACACAAAAUGCCAGCCAUGCCAAGAGGGUGUGACGUUCUCAGGCUCUGAGGGACUGUCAGGGUGCCAGCCUUGUUCACAAUGCCCUUUAGGUGUCCCCCAGCUGGAACGCUGCACCAUCACCCAAGACACCCACUGUGACUGCGGAAAGGGCUUCUUCCUGUGGAAGCGGACGAACGAAACCGAUGCCCUCUGUGCCCCGUGUGCCACCUGCGGCCGAGGAGAGGGCGUGGUGCGGGCGUGUGGCCCUGCAGGAAACACCGUGUGCCAGCCGUGCGGUUUGGGCACCUUCUCAGAGGACAAAAGCUACAGCCAGACCUGCAUGCCAUGCUCCCGGUGCAGAGAGGAUGAGGUGGAGAUCCGGCCGUGCCAGGCCAAGUCAGACACACUCUGCAUGGAUCGAGACCUGCACAUCUUUUCGAGGAACGGUUCAGAAGGGCCGUGGGAGUUUCCACGCCGAACCGGUUCGGCCGACGAAGAGCACGAGAGGAAGAACAAAGGGGUGACAGGAUCUGAAGCGCCAGACCUUAGCUCUGAGGACCAUCAGGGAGGCAACAACAUCAUAAUCUAUGUGUCUGUGCUGGCAGCCGUGGUGCUGGGACUCCUGAUCUACGUCGCCUACAAGUGCUGGAAAUCAUUCCAGCAGAAGGCGGCUCUGGGGAAAGCCCGGGCUGCAGAGCUGAACAACGUGGUCGAGGGCGAGAAGCUACACAGCGACAGCGGCGUGUUCCUCGACUCGCACAGCCUACAGGAGAACCAGCCGAGCAAAGGCAGCAAGCAGGACACGCGCUACAUUAACCUGCCCCCUCAACGGCAGGAGGAGGUGGAGAAGCUCCUGUCCGAGGGUGGAAGUCAGAGCUGGAGACAGCUGGCCGGCGUGUUGGGUUACGAGCAGGAGCGAGCGGACAUGUUCGGCCGUGGCGAGGACCCCGUCCACACACUGCUCACCGACUGGGCGCAACAGGACAGCUCGACGCUCGAGCUCCUGUCCACCGCACUGAGCAACAUCGAGCGUCACGAUGUAGCCAAAGCACUCAGUUCCACCAGUCAAGGUAUUACCAUGGUCUGAAUUCAGUUCAUUUUAACGGCCUGAAAGAUGGACCCUAAUGAGGAAAAGAGCACAGCACUCUGUUUCUGCAUUACAGGGAACGACUUUACACUCCCACGUGAGGAAAAGAACUGCAUCCUGCUUGUUUUGUAUCGAUAUAAGUGCCUUUUUGCAGCGCUUUCCACCAAGAGUGGAUGCUCUGCUCAUCUUCCGUUCAAGACUGUUUCAGUAUUUAUGCGCCGAGGACAGAGCUCCUUUUCAAAGUGUUGACAAGCCAAAGCAAAACAUAAUACUGGCUUUGUAAUAGGAAAAAAUCCUAGGCCUUUGUUCUUCAUACCGCAUUAUAGUAAACGCUGUCAUUGAGUGGUUCAGAUGGCUUUGGUUACUGCUUGCGGGUUGCAUCAAAAGUCAAGGGACGCGUUUCAGUGCUGUUUUCCACACUCACUCGUGCAGGAGGAGGAGCGGGGUCUUUAUGAGGAGUUAUUAUUCCUGCAAAAAAAAAAGAAAAAGAAAAAUGCUUCAUCUUACUAAUGCGAACAUUCAAACUCGUUGAAUCUGAGCACAGCCUUCCACUGUGUGACUCAGUCCCGUCCCCCCCCAAACAGAAACUACAGUACACACAUGCUCUAUAUGAAAAAGCAAGCAAUGCCUGUUUCAUGGGCAAACCGUGCGUGUGUAAAAUCAUAAAGCACUGUUUCCUUCUGCGUGUAAACAAUUGAUCACGUUAUAUAACUACAAAUAUAUCAGUGAUCAGGAGCAGCACCAUGUGAUUGUUUUGUUUGUCUUGUCAAUCAUGAAAAACAUUUGUGUCUUUGUCUUUUAAUAAAAAUAAAUAAAUAAAUAACGACAGCCUGUGUGAGAAAAGAAUGGGAGCAUUUGUACUGACUCGCUUAUAACCCGGGAGUUCCAUAGACAGGACUGUUUUAUAACAGUUAAGUACAGAGGUGAGCAUGAUGGGGCAUGCUGUUGCAGGAGAAUAAUAUAUGUCGAGGUGCGGUGCUAUGGCCUGAAACAAAGCGGAGUCACUGUUACCCUGAAAUGUUUUAUUUUCCUCAAACGGCACAUCUCAAAAGCGUUUUAUUGACUCGUAUACCACAAAGACUUGCCAACAGUUGCAACUUUUUAUUUAUUAAUGAACGACUCUGCACCAUUUAUGAUUACACAUGAUCAGAACCUCCAGGAUUUUGCGAUCGCAGACAUGAAUGCAAAAUCAAGGAAACGGUGCAAUAUUCAGAGGAGUUCAAAAAUUACCGCAGAUUUGGGCCAAGACGCGUCAUGUGACGUCAUCACAACACACAUUCGGUCAAAGCCCUCUACGAUUCACGUAUCGAACAUGAGUACAGCUAAAAGGUCUCAUUUACCAACGAAGGAAAUGAAUUGGCAAAAUUGUGCAAAACAAUUUUGCCAAUUCAUUUCCUCAAAAAAAUAAAAUGUUAAAAAUCCCUGUAGAUUUUGAAAAAAGCCACAGCAAAAUCAAGCAUUUUUGGCUGCAACGAUCACGAAAAAACUCUGUACGGACUGGAUAAUGUUACUGAAUGUCUAGACAAGUUCCUGGUAUCACUUAUGUCACAGUAGCUAUAAUCAGUUGUUCCCUUGCCCGCCUCUUUUUUUUUUUUUUUUCUCCUCUUGAAGCUAAUAAAGGUGCUGACUCUUUUAUAAUGGGUCAUGUGACUAUGCUCAGAAUGAACCAAUCACAUUCAAACUCAUGUUCAAAAGAAAUGAUCAUCAAAGAAGUAAUUCUGAUUAACCUCAAAUAAAGAUCAGCCGUUUCUGCAGGAUUUUCUUCACAUCAUCUUGGUUUCAUACGACUGCUGAAGCCAUGGUCCACAAACAGCUGACAAAGCAUGUACAGGAUCUCACUGUGGCGAUCAGGACACGGGUACAAAAGAAUUUCCAAAAUCUUACAUGUAACAUGGAACACUGAAGGCCAUCAAGAUGUGGAGAAAAUGGGGCAGUGACAAUACCAAGAACAGGAGCGUCCCUCAAAAAUAGACAAAAGACAAGACAGACAUUUAUUAGGGAGGCUGCCAAGACACCCAGAGCAAUGUUAAAGGAGCUGCAGGAAUAUCUGGAAAGCAUUUGUGACACUCUACAUGUGACAAUCUCUCGUAUUCUUCACAUGGAAACCCUCUCUCAUGAAAAAAAACAAAAACAAACUAAAAACAUCUAAUUCAGCCCAAACCAUGUGGCAAAAUGGACCAUAGUCUAAUGAAACCAAGGUAGAACUUUUCUGGGCGUAAUUCUAAAAGGUCUGUUUGGUUCAAAAACAAGACAUCUCAUCACCCAAAGAACACCAAACUUACAGUGAAGCAUGGUGGCGGCAGCAUCAUUUAAAGCUGCUUUGAGACAAUGUCUAUUGUAAAAAGCACUAUACAAAUAAAAUUGAAUAGAACUGAAUCAUGCUAUGGAGCUGCUUUUCUUCAGCUGGGACUGGGGCUCUAGUCAAGAUAAAGGGAAUCAAGCAUAGCUUCAAAACCUGCAGGCUUCUGUUAGACAGCUCAAGAUGAAGAAAACGUUGACCUUCCAGCACGAUAACGACCCCAAGCACAAACACAAAUCAACAAAGGAAUGGCGUCAGAAGAAGAUGAAGGUUUUGGAAUGGCCCAGUCAGCCCAGACCUAAAUCCUAUUGAAAACCUGUGGGAUGACUUGAGGGUCGUGCACAGGAGAUCCCCUCAGAUCUGGAAGAGUGGAAUAAAAUUGCUCAGUCAAGAUGUGCUUAACCAAAAAAGACUCAGUGCUGUGACACUCAGUGCUGAUGACAAGGAAAAGAUGCUUUUUUUUUUUUUUUUUUUUUUUUUUUACUAAAAUGUGUAUGUUUUUCACUUGAAUUUUGCUGCUUGGUAUAAAGGUGAAAAAAAUAAAAAGAUCCGACACGAUUUACCCUGGUUUCAAUUUUUACAUCACAAAAAACGUUUAACAGUAGUUUUUACAUCCACUGUACAUCAUAACUACCCGACAAACUUUUGUGAAUUCUCCAUUAUUAUAAUAAUGAGUCUUUAUUGGUCACGUAUACAUUACAACACAAUGAAAUUCUUUUCUUCACGAGGCUGGGGUCAGAGUGCAGGGUCAGCCAUGAUACAGCGUCCCCUGGAGCAGAGAGGGUUAAGGGCCUUGCUCAAAGGCCCAACAGUGGCAGCUUGGCAACCUUCCGAUCAGUAACCCAGAGCCUUAACUUCAAGCCACCACUACCCCCUUUAUGCUUGUAUGCGUUUCUUUUUAGUUGGGAAUCGGCGAUAAGACAAAACAAGUCAGCACUGGGCAAAUACACCAUCCAUGUAACAAAACAAGCCCUAAAUAAUUACAAUAGCAAUCAUGCCUCGUGUUCACUCCCUGAAUCAAGAUGAUCGCGCCUUUGAAGCUACACUCGUUUCUGCACCGUGUUUGAGCAAAGCAAUUCUUCUCUAUUCAAAAAGUGCCUUAUGGGAUUUUCUAUCUCUCUCUAUAAAAUCUCUCUCGUAUAUAUAUAUAUAUAUGAGAGAGAGUGAGGUAUUGUAUCAAUAAUGUUACAUCAGUGUUUACCAGAUUGUGUACACACAACCUUGUGCGUGCAGAAAACAAACCCGCCAUCAAAAGAUGGCAUGAGCGCUAUAGGCCCAGCGGGUUCUUAGGAGCUGGUACUUUUAUGCAGCAUUUGAGCUCCUAGCACCUUUUUCCUCCAUUUCAAAUCUGUUAAUGAUUUCUUAGGCUGCUCUGUUAAGCAGGAUGUGAGAAGCGCCUGAGCUCUUUGCAUGCCUCCACAUUCUCCAGAUGGAGCUGCUUAACUGCGGUCUGGAGCAGUGCCGCUGGAAUGCCCGGCACUGGAGGAGAAGGAGAAAUGAAGAGGAAAGAAAGCUGCUAAGAAAGUCUGCGCUAUAUUCAUCCCAGUCUCAUAGAGUCUCUAAUGAAAACAGUGAAUCACUUUGAUUCUGCCGUUAUUGGAGCCAGACAUCUGCUGUGUUCCUGCACACUGAUGUCGCUCACCCUAGUGCUGCUUUAGGAAGCGAGCAACAGCGCAGGCUUCAAAGUGCUCUGAUGGUUUUCGGCGUUACGGUACUGCUCUGAACGUUCGUACUAAACACGACAGGUGGGCUAUGGCAUGACGUAUGAAGCGUGUUCAAAGAAACGGUGACGCGAGAGACCACGAGGACGCGUGACUUGUUUUUACAAAACAGUUUAUUUUAAAAUGUUCUUUACACUCAGUAUGACAAUGUGCUUGCACAGUACUUACAAUGGAGUGGGACUCCAUUUUUAUACAUAAAAAAAAUGUCUUUCAAUAGAGAAAGAAAGAAAGAAAAAGGGAAGGGGAAGAAAUGACAGCAACAAAAAAAACAACAAAAAAAACAAAACAAAAAAAAAAAAAAAAAAAAAAAAAAAAAAAAACCACACACACACACACACACACACACACACACACACACACACCCCUUUAAACCCAAUACAGAGCUGUGGGAAAAAUCCUGGUUGCUAUGGUAGCACUAGAGCUGCUGGCUGGACUGAGGACUGACCUUAUUUGUUAGUUUGGUAUUCACAUAUUUACACAAUAAACCACAAGCUCCACAGUCCGUUUACAACGCCUCUGCUUAUUUAAAGGAUUUCAAAAAACUAUUUCUCAAUAUAUUCACAUAUAAAGCAAUAUAAUACAUGUUUUUUUUAAUUGUUUUUGGGGAGAGAUGGAGGAGGGGGAUUAAUGCAACUUAAAAGAGGUGGGAGCAGUUCAUGAUGCAGUUAUUGUACAAGAACCCUGAUGAACUUGAACAUGGGAGAGAGAGAGAGAGAAAAAAAUUUCCAACACGCCGGGCAGGCUUCACAUUUACCUGUCUGAAGCGUAGUAAAAGAGCAAUAGUUCAUGUAAAACAGCGAGAAACAAGUUGAUAAAACAACAAAUGCUACAUUGCCUCUGCUGUGAGGAGAGUAAAAGUGGCCAAGAGUGG